Molecule: messenger RNA, 663 nt
Organism: Rattus rattus (black rat)
Lineage: Eukaryota; Metazoa; Chordata; Mammalia; Rodentia; Muridae
Product: type-1 restriction enzyme R protein-like
Exons: 2
Coding region: 1-663 (220 amino acids)
Source: RefSeq, a predicted model, not a curated record
AUGUCGAACAGUGUAAUAACCAAAAUAGGCCCAUAUUCGCUCCUAACCAAAGAUAAAAAAGAAGACACAAACUCAACCAAAUAUCAGACUCGAGAGGAAAUGGAAGGGGCUUUAAUUAGCACUCUUCUGGAUAUAGGAUACGAAUACAGACCAGAUCUAAAUAACGAAAAAGCAUUAAUAGACAACCUGAGAAUUCCAGCAGUACAAAAAGUUCUGUUUGUUGUAGACCGAAAGGACCUAGAUCACCAAACCUGCAAAGAAUACGAAAACUACUCCAAAGGAUCGGUUGACGGAACCAAGAACUCUACAGACCUAGAGAACAAACUUCUGGAUCCCAUCAAGAGCAAGAAAAUAAUUGUAACCACCAUACAGAAACUAUCCAGAUUGUUUGGAAGCGAUGGAAGACUUAAGAACAAAUACUUUGACGAAAAAAUUGUAAUCAUCAUAGAUGAGUGCCACCGUAGCCAAGCGGGGAAAAUGCAUGAGUCCAUAAUACAACACUUUCGCAACGCCAAUAUCUUUGGUUUCACCGGAACUCCUAUCAUGCGAGAUGAAGAGGAGGGGCCAGCCAACACUAGUGAGAUAUUCGGACAAUGUCUACACAGCUACAAGAUAUGUGAUGCCAUCAUAGACGCCAACGUGUUACCUUUCCACUACGAGUGA